UAAAGGCAUGACUUGCCGGCGCCGCAGGGAAAACGGGGUGCAAGCCCAGGAACUCUUUCCCCACCACCACCUGUUGAAAAACUGAUUUCGUUCCGAGGGCGUCUCCGGGUCCGGACGAACGGAAAGUUGCUAGCAUUGGAUGCUUCUCUAGUUUUGCACCGGAAAACCCUCACUGCAUAAUAUCAACGAGAGAGAGAGAGAGAGAGAGAGAAAGAGAAAGAGAGAGAGACAGAGGAAAAAAAAAAACUGGAAAUUAAGCCGAAGAGCCUUACUCAGUCAAAAUGGAACGUUUUGUAGUAACAGCCCCACCUGCUCGGAACCGUUCUAAGACUGCUCUGUAUGUGACCCCUCUGGACCGAGUCACUGAAUUUGGAGGUGAGCUUCAUGAAGAUGGGGGAAAACUCUUCUGCACUUCUUGCAAUGUGGUUCUGAAUCAUGUUCGCAAGUCUGCCAUUAGUGACCACCUCAAAUCAAAGACUCACACCAAGAGGAAGGCAGAAUUUGAAGAGCAGAAUGUGAGAAAGAAGCAGAGGCCGCUUACUGCAUCUCUUCAGUGCAACAGUACUGCGCAAACAGAGAAAGUCAGUGUUAUCCAGGACUUUGUGAAAAUGUGCCUGGAAGCCAACAUCCCCCUGGAGAAGGCUGAUCACCCAGCAGUCCGAGCAUUCCUGUCUCGACAUGUGAAGAACGGAGGAUCCAUACCUAAGUCAGACCAGCUGAGGAGAGCCUAUCUGCCUGAUGGAUAUGAGAAUGAAAAUCAGCUCCUCAACUCACAAGAUUGUUGACAAGGCAGUUAUGACCAUUGUGAUCAAGAUAAAUAAUGUGGAGUAUUAAAGUUAAUGUGUUGAUUGUGUGGUUCAUUUUUAUAUUUAUUUCAUUUAAAAUCAUGUGAUACAGAGUAGUUUUGCAAUGUGUAUAUAGUUGCAGGCAAAAGAAAAAAAAAACCUCACUGCAAAACUUAUUGCUAAUUUUAGUCAUCGAUGAUAUAAAGCAAAACUUAGCUGUAGAGUGUAUUAGGAUAUCUGAAUCCUGGUGGUUAUCUUUAAAACUGAUGGGUUUUCUCCUGAAAUGUUUGUGCAUGGAAGAACUAACUACCCUGAAUUGUAGCCCUGUUGCCAUGUAUGAUUAUUUCUUGUGAGGUUGCUUAAUUGUUUGGGUUGAGAACUAGCCUAGAAAAUUGAAGCUGCUGCCAGGCUAUGCCCAUCACAGGAACUUAAAGAAGUUUAAGUUCUCUUCAAAAUAGAAUGGAAGGCGGGAAAUCUUAGAGCUUGCGAUCUCUAGGAGAAAUAACUGUUCAAACUACAUUUUAUUUGUAUGUGAAAUAAUUGCCUAACCUUCACUUCCUCACCAUCUUCUUCACCUUUUUAAAGACUUGUACUUAGUAGCAGCUUCAAUGACCAAAAGACUAAAGUCUCUCUUAAUGUCUUUGCCAAAAGCCAUGGGGGAUUUUGCAGUGAUAAGAUUUUAGUCUCGAACUAUGAACACAAAUUUUGAACCAUAGUUUUCAUGUUAAAUACCAUCUUGGAUUUAUGCCUUGGUAUUAAAAGACUACAGGACUGAUUUUUUUUUUUUUUCAUUUAAAUAACUCUGUGGUUCAGUUUCCUCUUUUAACAGGGAAUUAGUAGUUACUUUUUGGCUGACAGCAAAUAAAAUUGCUUUCUAUACAUUAAUUUUUCCAUAAGAUUUUAUAAGAGUUUUUUUUAGGUAAAUAGACUAGAAAUGAGUUUUAGUUUGACUUUUAUUGCUUUGCCUCUGGUGAUAUAGGUUUUAAGACUUAGAUGCUAAACAGUUAGAAAAUGGGGCAAGACUUUUGUAGUACAGAUAAGCAGGAUGCUGCUUAGCUGUUGGAGUCAGAAAAAAAAUCAGUUCUGUUAAAGGUCAACCAUGUUUAGGUUCUCUGAACUUUACUGUUCUGUAAGCUUAUUAGAAGUAAUUUAGCUCAGAUAAGUCCUCUUCAUCAGAUCCAAAUUAUAUUUUUUAAAAGUUUAGUAACUGAGACUUAGUUAGAGCUUUAAUAUAAAAAUAAAAAAAUCACAUAGUUGAAAACAUUGAAGUUAUAUUUCUAUUGUAAAUCAGUGGCAAGAUGCCCUGUGUGACUUGGAGUUAUCUUUCAGGUCAUUGUGCCGCAAAUUUCCAUUAGACAAAAAGCCAAAGUUAGUAAAAAAAUAUAUAUAUAUAUAUAAUUUGUGGGUUUAGUUUUUGGUUUGGGUUUUUUUCUUUUUGAGACAGGGUCUUUCUACCUAGACCUGGCUGUCCUGGAACUCAUAUGCAGACCAGGCUAGCAUUGAACUCACAGAAAUCCACCUGCCUCUUUCCCUCUGGGAUUCAAGGCGUGUAUCACCACGCCCAGCAAUAACUUGUGUUUUUAAGAACAGCUUGUCUUAAGGGUCUUUUGUAGAUUUAACAUCCCCAAUUCAGGUUGUCAAAGUGACCACUUGCUUCUUUCUAUUUUAAAAGCCUGCUAUGGAAGAAAAAAAAUCAGUUCUCAAAAUUUGUAGUUUCCAUUUUCUAAUGUUUGGUUAGAUUCAUGUAGCACAUAAAUGCCUAGACUAAUUGUUUACUAACUGUAGUCGGUAAAACGCACAGAUCAGCAGAGUAUAAACAGUGUAUUGCUUCUACUUCCUCAAAGAAAGAAUUUGCAGGCAACCAUGUUUAAAUUGUCUUACGAUGAUAGGACAUCUAAGCAACUAAAGAAAUAAUUGAGUUUUGUACCCCUAUUUUCAGAAUAAAACCAAUCAUUCUAAUUUUUUAGGAUUCCAUGUGAUUUGGACUAUUCCCUAUUGUCUGGGACUAUGCACUAUCAGUAAACAUGGCAGAAGAGCUUCUAGUAAUCUAGUAACAUGUUUGAUGUUGCACUAGGAAAACAAUUCACCUUUGCCUUUCUUGCAGUUAUUACUGACUUCACAGUCACUUAGUUCCUCUAGAACUGCUUUUCCAAGCUUGCAACUAUUCUUACUUUUUUUUUUUUUUUUUUUUUUUUUUUGCAUUUUAGGGGCAUAGUUCAUUCUGUUAGGGUUGUAUCAUGUCCUUAGAAUGAGUUUUCCAUUCUCUUGGGGGAAAGUUUCUUCACUGAUUAUGAAAGUUUGUUUCUUGGAACUGGUUAAAUUUGUCUCAUAAAUAAUAAAAGUGGUUAUAGUAGCCUGCUGAAACUAGUAAAGAUUUGCAAAACUAUGAUUGGCAUGUUAGAUAACAAAUGAGACUGUCUAAGGCAUGUGCUACUUGGGAGGCAAAGUGAUCGUGUGUACAGAAGCUUUCAAUCUUAGUUAUAUAAUAGUAGUAUUGAUGCUAUACUAUUGGACCAAUAGCCGCUCUUUUUUAUAAGUUGGAUGCAUUAUUACAAGCUUUGUAAUGUUUCAUUUAUAAACUGCCUUCAACACAUGCUUACCUGUUAAUGUUUUCUCAGAGUAUUGUAUGUCUUCCGGAACCUCACCUCACUAUAUCCUGACAGUAAAUAGUUCUAGCUUGUUGAAUUUUCUGUUGGUUUCUUUUUCAUUAUCUGUGGCAUAUAGCAAGCCUGAAAGAAAUUGUAAUCAGUUUUUAAAGAGUGAGAAAUUAGAAAGAUUGUGUAUGAGAGCCUAUAUAGUUAUUUUAUCCAUUAUCUCUAAGGCUUUCAAAUAUUAUUUAGUAAAUGCUACUUCCAGUUAAUUGCCUGUGGCCCUACUGAAUUUUAAGGGACCAGAAAACUUUCAACAAGUUUUACAUCUUACUAUGUAAACAGUUAAGUGUCUGCUUGGGAAUGUUCUGAAGUUGGACAUACAGUUGGCAAGGUUUCCAAGCUAAAACUUUGGCCUGAAAAGAAUUUGUACAUGAAUGUUAGCAAAUACAUAAAAGCAAAUUCAAUUUAAGAUGACCUAAAGCAAAGACUAGAGACAAGUUUUCAUUUGGUUCUUAGUCUUUGUAAGGGCUUUCUGUGUUUGACUUACCUCAACUGCCAUUAAUGAGGACAGAUCACCUUAAAAUAAUUGAUUCACGUGGAAGGUUAGUCCUAUAGUUUCCAAAUAGAAUACUUUGGCUUUUGGUCAGCAGGGAUGAAAAUGAGAAGUGGCUAUCUUAAACCUUGGAUGAUCUCAACCCAUAUUCAAAGAUCGCUGAGGUAACUCCGGUCCUUACCUAGUGCUAUUCUACUUGUAUCCAGAAUACUGUAUUAAAAUUUUACUAUGUUAA
Cricetulus griseus (Chinese hamster) is the source of this 4164-nucleotide messenger RNA. The record is from RefSeq and is a predicted model, not a curated record. NCBI's taxonomy places the organism in Eukaryota, Metazoa, Chordata, Mammalia, Rodentia, Cricetidae.